Molecule: messenger RNA, 309 nt
Organism: Neohortaea acidophila
Lineage: Eukaryota; Fungi; Ascomycota; Dothideomycetes; Mycosphaerellales; Teratosphaeriaceae
Exons: 1
Coding region: 1-309 (102 amino acids)
Source: RefSeq, a predicted model, not a curated record
AUGAAGACCGCAAUUCUCGCCGGUUUCCUCAGCACGGCUACCCUCCUCGUCACCGCCGCACCAUUCGACCAACCCGUGCACGCAGACGUGGUUCGGAGGGAUUGGAGAGACUUCCUCCACGCCGCUCCGUACGCCCUUACCGGAACCGCGACGACCUCCACCCUUUCUGGCCAUUCCUACCCGACAGGCACCGGUGUGCCUCUCAGGCCGUCUGGCAUGCCCUACCCAUCGGGCACUGCUGCCCCUUCCAGCACCGGCUCGUCUGCCGCGUUCAUGAGGAUUUCCCCCGAAAUCCAACAUCUCCAUUAG